AUGUUCUCCGUCGUGAUUCCCGGCCGGCCGUGUCUGACCGACAUCGUCGCGGUCGACGGCCAACCAAACGGCCAAGCCACCAAAUUCGCCUUCACGAUCCCUCUCAGCCCCUCUUUCGCCGAACUUGUGGUCUUCCUCCUUCCCGGCACCGUUCUCCCACCCAACACCGGUGCGGCCAUCUAUAUCCAGUUCCCAGAUCCCCAAGGCAACCCAGGCGAAUUCCGCUUCAUCGGCGCGCUCGCCAACGAAAAGCCCUCUGGCAUCUUCACCGUGCGUCCGCCCACGAACCCCGCCAGCACUGAGGCCGAACAAGAAGAUGCAAUGCUCGACGAAGGCACGAGCACCACCGGUGUCGCCACCCUAGGCAUCUCGAUUGAGCCGGCACAGAACAUUGCGCCGCAGCUGGCCGCGCUGGAGGCAGAGCGCACACCGGCGCAAUCCACUGCGCUGGUCCACCAGACGCCGGAGCAGCGCUUGCAGCGGGGAAUCUCGACAAAGGUGCUUGCGCAGCGCAUCAUCGGCAGUGCGUUCAAUUUCCUGGCAAGCUUUGCCGAGUCGGAUCCCAGCAACAAAGGGCACGACGUGGUGCCGCUGAAGAGCUUCCAGGACUGGUGGACCAAGUUCGAGCGACGGGUCACGAUCGAUCCAACAUUUCUGGAGCGCGAGGAUCCGAAUGCGACGUGA
This is a messenger RNA of Penicillium macrosclerotiorum, 684 nucleotides long. RefSeq names its product OPI10 family protein. NCBI's taxonomy places the organism in Eukaryota, Fungi, Ascomycota, Eurotiomycetes, Eurotiales, Aspergillaceae. Gene Ontology annotation, biological process: protein import into nucleus. Gene Ontology annotation, cellular component: nucleus; cytosol. The record is from RefSeq and is a predicted model, not a curated record. The transcript has a single exon. The coding region runs from base 1 to 684 and encodes 227 amino acids. Gene Ontology annotation, molecular function: nuclear import signal receptor activity.